Colletotrichum navitas is the source of this 693-nucleotide messenger RNA. RefSeq lists its product as uncharacterized. The transcript has a single exon. The record is from RefSeq and is a predicted model, not a curated record. Bases 361 to 534 code for a protein of 57 amino acids. NCBI's taxonomy places the organism in Eukaryota, Fungi, Ascomycota, Sordariomycetes, Glomerellales, Glomerellaceae.
CCGAUAAUUCUCUUCAAUCCUUGGAUCCGAUUAACUAAACCCGGCGCUAAUUCCUUGCGCGACAUUCAAGCUUCGAGCAACCCAUUAGUGCAUUGCAAUUCUGACCUUAGGGGUCUGCAUAUCUAGCCACGUCUAGGUAGGUAGGUACUUUCAAGAAAGCGGACCGGAAUGAGUGAGCCACUCGGUGUGGGUACGUUCCGACCCUCAAGCUGGAUCGGGUCUUGGACCACGGGCGGCCCCGGGAGAGCCCCGGAAAGUGGGGUAUAUCGAGUAGCAAUGCCGGGCUGGUGUUGAAUUUCCGUCGGCGUCAAUUGGUCGGUUAUAUACUUCGCCCUUCUUUACCUAGACAAAGCAGUAUGCAUGAGGAUGCACUAUAUACGGUAUUACGUCUGCAACGCUGGCGACUUGGAAAACGAGGGGACUCUCUGCCAGCUCUUCACCACGCUAGAUGGGAUCACGGUAAAUGUGCGCUACCGUCGUGCCCCUGAACAUCCCCUUUUUCACCAUGAGCGGGCGUGGAGUAUUCAGAUUUAGCAGGCCGAUAUCAUAUAAAAGACGAUUCUCUACCCAGGAAAACCUUCAGGAAAUGCCAUGAACAGAAUUAGUAGAAUGCCAAGCUGGAUUCACUAUGAAAAGUCUUUCAAAGAUGUGCGGGAUACCGUCGCAUUUCGCGCUAAAGACGCCAAAUGAAAC